This is a messenger RNA of Pangasianodon hypophthalmus (striped catfish), 3134 nucleotides long. RefSeq names its product secretory carrier membrane protein 1 (gene scamp1). Gene Ontology annotation, biological process: protein transport. The transcript has 9 exons. Bases 157 to 1170 code for a protein of 337 amino acids. NCBI's taxonomy places the organism in Eukaryota, Metazoa, Chordata, Actinopteri, Siluriformes, Pangasiidae. Gene Ontology annotation, cellular component: recycling endosome membrane; trans-Golgi network membrane. The record is from RefSeq and is a predicted model, not a curated record.
CCUGCCAUUUUGCAGCUGCAGAUCAGUGGAGAGCCGUAACUGCCUCCGCCUCCGCCGCCGCCGCCGCUGCUGCUGUUGUGCAGGAGAGGGUUAACAUUAGUGUGUGUUUGUUAGGGUUUUAUUGUUCCUGUAGCGUGAAGACAGUUCAUUGACAAAAUGUCGGAUUUCGACAGCAACCCUUUCGCGGACCCGGACUUCAGCAACCCUUUUCAGGAUCCCUCGGUGACACAAGUAACGCGGAAUGCGCCACCCGGCCUGGAGGAGUACAAUCCAUUUACAGAUACAAAACCAGCUCCGCCUGGAUCAGGUCCCAAAGUCCCACCCACUGCUAACACACAGCCAGCCAUCAUGAAGCCCACCGAGGAACCACCAGCUUAUUCUCAGCCGCAGCAAACGCAGGAUCAGGCACGGGCCCAGGCCGAGUUGCUGAGGAGGCAGGAGGAGUUGGAGAGGAAAGCUGCAGAGCUCGACCGCAGAGAGAGAGAGAUGCAGUCACUCAAUGCAUCUGGAGGGAGGAAAAACAACUGGCCACCACUGCCUGAGAAGUUUCCUGUGGGUCCAUGUUUCUAUCAUGACAUAUCAGUGGAUAUCCCCGUGGAGUUUCAGAAGACAGUUAAGAUAAUGUACUACCUGUGGAUGUUCCACACAGGAACACUGUUCCUGAACAUCUUCGGCUGCUUGGCGUGGUUUUGUGUAGAUGCAGUGCGUGGUGUUGACUUUGGCCUGGCCAUGCUGUGGUUCAUGCUCUUCACUCCCUGCUCAUUCGUCUGCUGGUACAGACCUCUGUAUGGAGCAUUCAGGAGUGACAGCUCUUUCCGGUUCUUUGUGUUUUUCUUCGUCUAUAUUUGUCAGUUCGGUGUCCAUGUGAUGCAGGCCAUUGGAAUCGCAGGCUGGGGAGUCAGUGGUUGGAUCUCUGCGUUAACCGGCCUUAAUAAAAGCGUUCCUGUCGGCAUCAUCAUGAUCCUGAUUGCUGCUCUGUUUACCGCCUCUGCUGUCAUUUCUCUCAUCAUGUUUAAAAAGGUCCACGGGCUGUAUCGGACCACUGGUGCGAGCUUUGAGAAGGCCCAACAGGAAUUUGCCACCGGCGUCAUGUCCAACAAAACAGUCCAGACAGCAGCCGCUAACGCCGCCUCGUCUGCUGCUCGCGGAGCGUUCAAAGAGCAGUUCUGAUUGGCUGAGAGAGAGCAGGCCCAACAUCAAGCUCCUCCCACUUUCCCCCUUUUUUCAUUCUUUCUUAUUGUACUCCUUUGACUUGUGAGUCAUCUGUAAGCCUGUUUCAGAUGUGGAGGAUCCCAGACUCCGCCCCUUCAUCGACUCGGUGCACUCCAUUGGCUAACUGAGACUCUACCCCCUUCACUCAGCAGAUGCACUCAGCUGGCUGUUACGCUGAGGUCGUGUGUGUGAGUGUGUGUGAGUGUGUGUGGGUGUGUGUGAGUGUGUGUGAGUGAGUGAGUGUGUGUGAGUGAGUGUGUGUGAGUGAGUGUGUGUGAGUGAGUGUGUGUGAGUGAGUGUGUGUGAGUGAGUGUGUGUGAGUGAGUGUGUGUGAGUGAGUGUGUGUGUGUGUGUGUGUAUGUGCGCGCACGCGCUUGUCACACUCCAGUCACUUUCCCAUUGUCCAUUCAGAUUGAGCGUGUGCUGACUCAUGUUUCUCAUUAAAAAAAAAAAAAAAAAAAAAAAAAAAACAGGAAGUGAUGUCAGCAAGGAUUCUGUCCACUUGCUGUACACAUCCAAAGCGAACAGAGGGUUGAAAUGCCAUCCAAGUCAUCAACACAAUUCACUAAUAUCUCACACCAACAGGCAUUUCAUUCCUGCCCCUCAUUGGCCAAUAGGAAUGUCCCUCACUGAAUGCACCCAGUGGGAGAUUCAGGUGGCUCUUCUGUUGCUUUUUUAUCUCCGAUUCUGCCUUACAUGCUGUUCCUGUUUUCUGAAAAUAAGUUGAAGCUCCUUCACUUUGCUUCUGAGGCUUGUUCGAUGACCUACAAACACAAGAGUUGGGUUAGACGUGCUUGAGAAGCUCACUAUGCCUCGGUCCAGGUCCUGUAUCUGAAGUUUUAGGGUCCCGGUGAGAAGUAAAAGCCUCGAUAGAAGAAAACACUAUCUACAAUGAAAGCCUCCCAUCUCUGUUUUUCUAAUGGCACGCUUCAGAGACGCGGAAAAAUAGAGAAAAGAUUAUAGCAUGCUAGCACUCUUGUUGGUGGGUGUGUGUGUAUGAGAAAGAGAGAAUGUGUGUUGAGUGAAUUUGAGUGAGUCUUAAGUUGUUUAACUCCACAACAAGUGAUCUCACUUAGGUUUAUAAAUUGAAGUUUUCUUAUCAUUUCAGUCCAACAGGACACUUUAGGUUUUAGACAAUGGUUUUGAAUUUCUCAUUAAUUAAUGCAGCCUUGUAGCCUUGAGCGCUGAGAAACAGCUCUCAAGAUUAUGGGUUGUCUGUGUUUUGAGACUGCGUGUGUGUGUGUGUGUGUGUGUGUGUGUGUGUGUGUGUGUGUGUGUGUGGUAGCUUCAGUCACCUCUUUACAGUAUUGACUUCAGAACUGAUACUUGGAUGUUAACACACAGACACACAGUCACACGAACACAAGUUUUAAAAAUUUUUUUCCCCUCCUUUUUGCUAUUGUAGUGUUUCCAAUUCUAUCAUCUCGAGAUGAGCUGCUGCAAGUCGUUCUUCCUUUUUUUUUUUUUUUUUUUUUUUUUUUUUUUUUUUUUUUUUUUUUUUUUUAUAUAUAUAUAUAAAAGAACUUCAUUUCAACAAAUGGCACCUGAAUGUUUGUUCUACAUUAAUACGAAUCAAAUCGGAAAGUCUGUAGAAAGAUACAACGUGAGCCUGUGCGUGCGUGUGUUACAUUGGAUUGUGGCUUUUAAGUUGUGAUUUUGAACUCAAUGACAUUAUUAGUUGAAACACUGAGGAGGUCAUGAUGCGAAGUUCGUUCGAGCAAACCUAAGGGAUAUUUGUAUAUUUUGUAAAAAACAACAAAAAAAAUAAUAUUAAUUGACGAGUGGUUGCCUGUCGUCCUGAAUAAUUUCAUCGUACUGUACAAAUGCACUCUUGUCUCCCUCUGCAGUCGCAUGUCGAGUAGUUUGAGUUUUGUAUAUUUAUUGUAUUAACACAGGAAUAAAAUAAGAAAAUGGACUACUUA